Molecule: messenger RNA, 1901 nt
Organism: Rhagoletis pomonella (apple maggot)
Lineage: Eukaryota; Metazoa; Arthropoda; Insecta; Diptera; Tephritidae
Product: probable cytochrome P450 304a1
Exons: 5
Coding region: 240-1784 (514 amino acids)
Molecular function (GO): heme binding; monooxygenase activity; oxidoreductase activity, acting on paired donors, with incorporation or reduction of molecular oxygen
Source: RefSeq, a predicted model, not a curated record
CACAUAUAGCAUUGUUGUAACAUCAGUCAGCACAGAUUCUUGACUUCUUUGAUUAAAUCAGCAAUCAAUUAAAAAGAGAUUAUAGUUAUUAUUUUUUAUUCGGUUUUAAAUUAAUAUUUGUAAUAUUUACGCUUUCGCACUCACAUGGCAAGCAAAAGCACAUUUAUACAACUAAUUGUAACUUAGUCUGUUAUCAGCACUUAAUCGUUCAACGUGCUCCAAUUUUACAAUUAUUUGAAAUGUUAACAGAAAUUUUGUUGUGUAUUUCUGCAGUGAUUUGCCUAUAUUUUUCCUAUCGUUAUGCUGUGGGUCGUCCGGAAGGAUUUCCACCGGGACCUCCCCGCAUACCGCUUUUCGGCAGUUAUUUAUUCAUGAUGUUGGCGAAUGCUAAAUAUUUACAUAAAGGAGUACUGAAAUUUAGCAAAUGGUAUAAAUCGGAUAUAGUGGGCUUUCAUGUUGGCAGCCUUCCAGUAGUGGCGGUGCAUAAUGCCGAAGGUGUCAAAGAAGUUUUGAAUAGAAAGGAAUUUGAUGGACGCUGUAAGCUAUAUAUCGGUGCAAUGCGAACGCCAAGUCAUGAAUUUUUUGGCAUUUUCUUUCGAGAUGGCCCCGUCUGGAAAGAACAACGUCGUUUUAUUUUACGUUUUCUUCGUGAUUUUGGGUUCGGACGCCGUUUUUCUGAGCUGGAGUUUGUCAUGCAAGAGCAAGUCACUGAUCUUUUGGAUCUUAUACGAAAUGGACCACGCUAUCCGCACGAGCAUGAGCUGUCCAAGCCUGGCGGCUAUAGAAUUUAUAUACCAAAUGUGCUAAGCCCCCUUGUAGCCAAUUCAUUCUUUCACAUUCUUCUGAAUGAGCGGCGCACACGCUCAGAGCAAGCAGUGUUGUUGCAUUUGGUCAAGAUGGGUAUGCAAUUUCAACGCAAAGCAGAUGAUUAUGGUAAAAUGUUGAGUAUUAUGCCAUGGAUACGUCAUGUCUUUCCGAAGGCAAGCUCUUACGAAGCGCUUAUGGAAGCAAAUGUUUUCGUGUACAAUCAUUUUGAGAAGAUCGUCGAUUACCACCUGCGUACCUAUGAUGAAUCAUUUGAGCGAAAUUUCGUUGAUUUGUAUAUUAAACAAAUGAAACUGGAAAAUGCUGAAGGACGCUCAGAUUGCUACAAUCGUGAGCAGUUCAUCAUGGAUUUGGUAGACUUUUCUUUCCCCACCUUCUCAGCUACCGGUGCACAAAUGGGAUUCCUCAUACAAUAUUUCUUGCACUAUCCAGAAGUAUUGAAACGCGUGCAAGCUGAAAUAGAUUCUGUGGUGGGAAGAGGACGACUACCAACGUUGGAAGAUCGGCAAUAUUUACAUUAUACUGAGGCUACGCUGCGCGAGGGUAUGCGCAUUGAAACUUUGGUGCCAUCUGAUUUCCCACACAGAGCACUAGAGGAAACUGAGUUGAUGGGAUUUAAAAUACCAAAGGAUACAGUUGUGAUACCGGGACUUUAUGCUUUUCAUUCGGAUCCACGCGUAUGGGGUGAUCCAGAAAAUUUCAGACCUGAGCGUUUCUUGGAUGACAAUGGGAAACUAUGUUUGAAAAAGGAUAUUACUAUGCCGUUUGGUGCUGGGAAGCGUCUUUGUGCCGGCGAAACUUUUGCUCGAAAUAUUAUGUUCCUAAUCGUGACAGCACUGUGCCAAAAUUUCAACUUUAUUUUGGCUCCUAGUGAUAAAUUGCCUGAUUUAUCAAAAAAUUUAAACGGUCUCUCUACAUCGCCACUAGACUUUUGGGUGCAAGUAGAGGAAAGAAAAUAGUGCUUUUUAAAUUAAAUGGAUUGAAUAGAUUUUGUUAUUGGCGUAUAUCUAUAUAUACAUAUAUACAUACAUGCAUAUACAUAUGCAUACUACAUUCAUGCUCCGUAUUUACUUAAU